AUGAAUGAUAUUAUGGAUAUGGACGAGAAGAAGGCCGUUUUCGGCAACCAUUCCGAGGACAUACAGACCAAAUUGGACAAGAAAUUAGGCCCCGAGUAUAUCUCCAAGAGAGUUGGGUUUGGAACAAGCAGGAUUGCUUAUAUCGAGGGUUGGAGGGUAAUUAAUCUGGCUAAUCAAAUCUUUGGAUAUAAUGGCUGGUCCACGGAGGUGAAAAGCGUAGUUAUCGAUUUUUUGGAUGAACGACAGGGAAAGUUUAGCAUAGGUUGUACUGCGAUCGUCCGUGUUACGUUGACUAGUGGUACUUAUAGGGAAGACAUCGGAUAUGGUACCGUGGAGAACGAAAGAAGGAAACCUGCCGCUUUCGAGAGGGCUAAGAAAUCUGCUGUUACGGAUGCUUUGAAAAGAUCUUUGAGGGGAUUCGGUAAUGCUCUAGGGAACUGUCUCUACGAUAAAGAUUUUCUGGCAAAGAUCGAUAAGGUUAAGUUCGAUCCACCAGACUUUGACGAAAACAAUCUGUUCAGGCCAACUGAUGAGAUCAGCGAAAGCUCAAGGUCAAAUACUUUGCACGAAAAUCAUGAACAACAACAACAAUACCCGAAUAAAAGAAGGCAAUUGACCAAAGUUGCAAAUGCUAAUCCGGGCUUAACGAAGAAUCUGGUAAAACUAGAAAAUACAGUAAAUCGAGGCGCCCCCAUGGUGGCCGCAUCUACCGAGAUUAUUAACAAUAACAACAAUAGUAACAAAGAUACUGAGCUCAAAUCUCCCGAUACUUCCAAACAAGAUCAAGAUGACCUACUGGAUGAUUCUCUUAUGUUUAGUGAUGAUUUUCAAGAUGAUGACUUGAUAAAUAUGGGCAACACAAACAGUAAUGUUCUACCAACAGAGAAGGACCCUAUUUCAGCAAAGCAAAGCCCAAAUGCCAGCUCAAAUUCAGAGGCAGAAAAAAUUACCUUUGUUACAGCUAAGGCGGCAACGUCCGUACAGAAUGAACGUCAUAUCGGUGAAGAAAGCAUUUUUGAUCCCAAGUACCAAGCACAAUCCAUUAGGCACACCGUUGAUCAGACCACGUCAAAGCAUGUUCCAGCAAGUGUACUAAAGGACAAAACGAUGACUACUGCGAGGGAUUCUGUUUACGAAAAAUUUGCACCAAAGGGAAAGCAAUUGAGCAUGAAGAACAAUGAUAAAGAGUUAGGGCCUAAUGCGCUGGAAGGAGUUGGAAAUCAAGUACCGCGUGAAACCACUCCGAGUAAACUGAACACUACUAAUUUUCAACCUGCAGCUGCGCCACGGUUUGCGCCUCCUUCUAAGGUAGUGCAUCCUAAUGGAAAUGGUGUGGUGGCAGCCCUUCCGCAACAAAGAUCGACACGAAGAGAAGUUGGAAGACCGAAGAUCAAUCCCCUGCAUCCACGCAAGCCUAACUGA
This is a messenger RNA of Saccharomyces paradoxus, 1422 nucleotides long. It is a transcript of the gene RAD52, whose product is annotated as recombinase RAD52. Gene Ontology annotation, biological process: double-strand break repair via homologous recombination; mitotic recombination; DNA recombinase assembly. Gene Ontology annotation, cellular component: nucleus. The coding region runs from base 1 to 1422 and encodes 473 amino acids. The transcript has a single exon. NCBI's taxonomy places the organism in Eukaryota, Fungi, Ascomycota, Saccharomycetes, Saccharomycetales, Saccharomycetaceae. The record is from RefSeq and is a predicted model, not a curated record.